Messenger RNA from Ailuropoda melanoleuca (giant panda), 1704 nucleotides. RefSeq names its product torsin family 2 member A (gene TOR2A). The record is from RefSeq and is a predicted model, not a curated record. Gene Ontology annotation, cellular component: endoplasmic reticulum; endoplasmic reticulum lumen; nuclear envelope. Gene Ontology annotation, molecular function: ATP binding; ATP hydrolysis activity. Bases 125 to 1165 code for a protein of 346 amino acids. Lineage: Eukaryota; Metazoa; Chordata; Mammalia; Carnivora; Ursidae. The transcript has 5 exons.
GGCCUUCCCGUGGGGAGCCGGGAGUUGUAGGCUACGGAAGGCGGCUGCCGCCGAGAAAGGCACGCCGGGAAUUGUGGUCCUAGGGAGGGGCGGUUGACCCAGACCCGGCUCCCGCCACAGCCGCAUGGCGGCUGCGACUCGCGGCUGCCGGCCCUGGGGCUCGCUCCUCGGGUUGCUGGGGCUGGUCUCGGCUGCGGCCGCCGCCUGGGACCUGACUUCGCUGCAUUGCCACUUCGGCACCUUCUGCGAAUGUGACUUCCAGCCCGACUUUCAAGGUCUGGAGUGUGACCUGGCCCAGCACCUGGCCGGCCAGCACUUGGCCAGGGCCUUGGUGGUGAAGGCACUGAAGGCCUUUGUGCAGGACCCAGCCCCUACCAAGCCACUGGUCCUCUCCCUGCAUGGCUGGACAGGCACCGGCAAGUCCUACGUCAGCUCCCUGAUCGCACACUACCUCUUCCGGGGUGGCCUCCGCAGCCCCCAUGUACACCACUUUUCCCCCGUCAUCCACUUCCCCCACGCCAGCCACAUGGAGCGCUACAAGAAGGAUCUUAAGAGCUGGGUCCAGGGGAACCUCACAGCCUGCAGCCGCUCCCUCUUCCUCUUUGACGAGAUGGACAAGCUGGACCCAGGUCUGAUGGAGGUCCUGCAACCUUUCCUGGGCUCCUCCUGGGUUGUGUUCGGGACCAACUAUCGCAAAGCCAUCUUCAUGUUCAUCAGCAACACUGGUGGUGAGCAGAUCAACCAGGUGGCCCUGGAGGCGUGGCGCAGCCGCCGAGACCGUGAGGAGAUCCGCCUGCAGGAGCUGGAGCCCGUCAUCUCCCAGGCUUUGCUGGACAACCCGCACCGCUUUGGUGCUCCUGGCUGUCAUACGACCUCCCUGAGCCCACCGCAGACCCUUCUCGCAUUGCCCCUUCCUGCAGAUGGCUUCUGGCGCUCAGGCAUCAUGGAAGAGCAUCUCCUAGAUGUCGUGGUGCCCUUCCUACCACUGCAGCGGCACCACGUGCGGCACUGCGUGCUCAACGAGCUGGCCCAGCUGGGCCUGGAGCCAAGAGAGGAGGUCGUCCAGGCUGUGCUGGACAGCACCACCUUCUUCCCUGAGGAAGAGCAGCUCUUCUCCUCCAACGGCUGCAAGACUGUGGCCUCCAGAAUUGCCUUCUUCCUCUGACUCUCCGGAUGGUGUCCUUGCCCUCCUCUCCCUGGCCAGGCUGUGCAGGAAAGCCCUGGGGCCUCUGCAGUAGGCACACUUUUCCCGAGCCUCUUUGGAGAGUGAGACACAGAGCCCAAAGUGAAGAUGAGGAGGCAUGCUGGCUAUGCCAUGAGACAGAGGGCCCUGGCCUCUUCGCUGGUCUGAGGGCCUCUUGGCCUUUGCUUCCUUCCCUAGAGAAACCACUGGUGACCCCAGGACUUCAGUGAGCCUUGACCUUGACCUCCAGCCUAAGCCUUCUUAAAAUGUGAAUUAUAACUCAGGGACUGUGGCUCGUGGCUGCUCUCUCCCUCUUCGGUCUGUUAUUCUUGGCCCUUUGCUCUGGCAUCAUCCUCUCAAUCAUUCAUUCCACACCCCGUGUCCCUGUCCUGUAAACCCAGGUGGAGACUUCUCAGUCUUCAUGAACAGAGGGACUCAAGCUGCCAUGUGGGCCUGGUUUUUAAAGUUUUUAAUUUUAUAAAAGAACAGAUACAAUAAACUUAGCCAUGGGACCAGAGGAA